Rhodofomes roseus is the source of this 576-nucleotide messenger RNA. RefSeq lists its product as uncharacterized. NCBI's taxonomy places the organism in Eukaryota, Fungi, Basidiomycota, Agaricomycetes, Polyporales, Fomitopsidaceae. The coding region runs from base 1 to 576 and encodes 191 amino acids. The record is from RefSeq and is a predicted model, not a curated record. The transcript has a single exon.
AUGCCUGCAGAACGCAAGAAAAGAGCAAAGCGCGACGGCGCGGCCAUAUCGGAGACCUCCAGGAGCAUCUCGGCGAAGAAACGACAGCCCUACUCCCUACCGUCCCUAUCCCUCCCCCCUACAAACAAUACGGCAAUCAACGUCAAAGUACUUCCCCUCCCUAUCGUAGGGAAAGGACUCGGGCGAGGACUCACCUGGACGGUAGACGAGCGCCCAACGGAGCAACUCCGAAAAGGAAUAAGCGUCAAGUUGUUCACAGACGUGCAGACGUCCGGGAUAGGACGCCUCUCCGUGGUCUCCGAUUUGCGUAGGCACUGGGUCACGUUCAUAGUGGUUGGGGCUGCACAGCCGUGCAACCUACGCGUGCCGAUCCCGUGGGCGACUCUAGAGGACCUAGAGAGUUAUACGCACCAGCGCCACUACUUCAGCCUCGCGAUCCUCCCUCCCCCGCACCACUCCUUCACCAACAGAUCGGCUUUCCUGAAUGCCGACGACAACCCGUACGAGUUCGAUAUCGAGGAGACCGACUUGCCCUCCUUCUCGACUAGGCUCGAGACCAUCACCAACGACUACUAG